Molecule: messenger RNA, 2224 nt
Organism: Dermacentor silvarum
Lineage: Eukaryota; Metazoa; Arthropoda; Arachnida; Ixodida; Ixodidae
Product: DNA damage-regulated autophagy modulator protein 2-like
Exons: 8
Coding region: 416-1285 (289 amino acids)
Source: RefSeq, a predicted model, not a curated record
GUCUAUCGCACCCGCACGACCCGCACGCGAUUGUUGCCUCCUCCUCGCAAACUGCAAUCAGCCCCGAUUCCCUGAUCCUAUAAUUGCGAUUUCUCCGCUUUGAGUUGCGAUAAUCGCGAGUACUUACGCAAUGCUCAACUGACACGAAGUGCCUUGAUAAGAAGACGCAUUGUUCUAGUUGUGCGCUGAUCAUUCCAACCGUUUCCAACUGCAUGUAGUCGGUGCCAGGCAACGACGAAGCGCCGACGGAUACUUGCAUCCUACAGUGAUUCAGUGCUCUGCAGUUUUGCCUUUUAAUUCGCUAGUGCGAGCGGUUUCCUGUCGCGAACUGCCGCAUAAACGUUAGAUACGACGUGUACUACGUUACCAUCGAUGCUCUUCACCUCAGUUCAUCCCUCAGCGGCGUGGCACUAAAAUGCCCCUGACUCGAGUGGAACUGCUCCCUCUGUCGGUCUUCGUUCUAUUGCCUGGCACCUUCAUAGUUACAUACUUGAUCUCAAUUCUCCUCGGCCAUGUGGAAGUCGAGUUCCCAUACAUCAGCGACACGGGCACGUACGCCCCGGAGAGCUGCAUAUUCAGCCAGCUCCUCAACAUCUGCUCUGUCUUGAUGGCUGCAACAGUGUAUGUGCGUUACAAGGAAGUGGAGCAGUACUACAGGGACCAUCUGUCCCAGGAGUCGCCUCAGGUUCUUCGGAUGAACACCAGCGGUCUCUGGCUGGGCUGGAUGUCAUCACUGGGGGUAUCCAUCGUCGCAAACUUUCAGGAGACGGAGGUGCUGUAUGUUCACCUCUGUGGAGCCCUGCUGGCCGUGGGUGGAGGCACGGCAUACACGUGGAUCAACACGCUGAUGAGUUUCCGCAUGCACCCGCUGGUGAACACGCGCUUCAUGGCAUGGCUUCGCCUCUUCCUCUCUGUGGUGGCAACAAUAGCCUUCAUCAGCACCGCCAUCACAGCGCCUAUGUCACUUUCCAGAUUUCACGGAAAGGACAAAACAAAAUGGAAGCCUGAAGAUGGGGGUUACCACCUUCAUGUGGCAAGCACGGCAUCCGAGUGGGUCCUGGUGUUUGCAGUGGACCUGUACCUGCUCACGUUUGUCAAGGAACUGCGCCAAAUCUGCCUCAGCUCCCCUAAGGUGCAGUUUCUGGCAGAAGGCACUCAUCUGUCAAGCUCAAGUGACGUGUACCAUACGCAAGACCACUUGGAAAUUGCGCACGCCCCCAUGCCAUCCUUGGGCAACGGGGCAUCGGAUGUAGCCGUUCUCACCACGCGAGCAAUCGUGCACUAGUGUGGUGUGUCCCGUGCUAAGACUCUUGCCGUGCACCCCAGCACGUGCACAUUUUAACUUGCGAAUUCUUUGACGAUGCUGAUAUGCAAGUGAUAUAUAUUAUAUGUAUACACGUAAGUGGCACGUCGGCAACCGCAAACAUGCGGUUGUUGUCCGGCAGUCGCCCUCAUCAUGCUGCAGCGGCAGGCAAUUGCAUUACUAUGCCGCAAGGCCGAGCCUGCAGAGAAGUUCAUCAUUGAUGCUUGCCAUUGUGUUCCUUUUGUUCACUUACACUUCUGAAAGAGAGAAGAACGUGUAUGACACGCUGUGAUUAGCUUGUGAAUGAUCAUGAUUCCCGCAGAUUGUGCACGCACACACGCAUCGUUGGUCUGAACUUUGCUCACAGUUUGCGCUUCCUACUGUGUAUCGGGGGCGCAUGCUGAGCGGGUGAUCUAGGUUAUGACGCCACAAUAAAUAGCGCACCGGUGAUGUAAAACACUUUGUGCACAUGGUCAACCAUCACCUGAACAGUUCCCAGAUUUUGCGAGUCCACUGUAGAGUAUUUAUUUUUUCGUGUCUUCGAAGAGGCCUUUUGUACGUAGCCCUCCUCCUUGGCUAUGCAUUCCCUCGUUUACUUUUAGUCCUUCGGUUAGAUUGUAGCUUUCUUGGUUGUUUUUUAGUUGAACAUCUCGCGCAUUUUAGGGAGCAUCGGUUCCCUUGUUGUAGAGCCGGUUAAUUUAACUUUACGUGAUGCCUUUGAGAGUAACAUUACUUCAGUAAUGUGGGCAUUCAUAAAUAAAUGUACAAGUUUAUUUACUAAUGCAAGGGCAUGAAGUUCAUGUAGCCUUUUUUGUUCUUUCUUUGUGGUUUAAAGAGCCUAUAAUUGUGUAUAGUAUUUUUGAGCCCUGCUGAUGCAGUUUGUAUUUUUACUAUAAAUUAAAACAAAUUUUUAAACGAAAA